Triticum aestivum (bread wheat) is the source of this 2595-nucleotide messenger RNA. RefSeq lists its product as uncharacterized. The record is from RefSeq and is a predicted model, not a curated record. Bases 174 to 2129 code for a protein of 651 amino acids. The transcript has 10 exons. NCBI's taxonomy places the organism in Eukaryota, Viridiplantae, Streptophyta, Magnoliopsida, Poales, Poaceae.
CCCAAAACACCAGUAGCAUCUCCAUAAAGGAAGACAUCGUAUUCUCCCUCCUCCAUUUCUGGUCUUCCGAAAUCCAUCCUGUCAAACAAGAAACAAACCUCCUCUUUCUCCCUCCUCUCCCCUCUUCGAAUCAUCGCCGGGGCGCGAAUUGGCGCUGGUUUCUGGAUUCGACGAUGAAAUCGCCAUUGCGCAAGUUCCGGGGCCUCGCCCUCCCCCACCACCACAAGGAGAAGAAGGACCAACGGCCGCCGCCCGCCAAGCUCGACAACCUCGUCGACGCCGCCCAGGAGAUGGAGGAAAUGAGAACUUGUUAUGAUAGCUUGCUUUCGGCUGCAGCUGCAACAACAAAUAGUGUAUAUGAGUUUGCAGAAGCUAUGGAAGAAAUGGGAACUUGCUUACUUGAGAAAACUGCAUUGGAUUGCGAUGAUGAUGACAGUGGCAGGGUGCUGAUGAUGCUAGGAAAGGCUCAAUUCGAACUACAAAAGUUUGUGGAUAACUAUCGCACAAAUAUCAUAAAUACAAUCACAAACCCUUCAGAGUCUCUUCUCAAGGAGCUACAAGUUGUAGAGGAAAUGAAGGACCACUGUGAUCAGAAAAGAGAGGAAUAUGAAACCAUGCGGUCAGCCUAUAAAGAUAAAGGACGAUCAAGGCAUCCCAAAACUGAAACAUUCUCCCCAGAACAAUUGCAAGCGUCCUAUCUCGAGUACCAAGAAGAUGCAACAUUAUUCAUAUUUCGCAUGAAAUCAUUGAAGCAAGGUCAAUUCUUGAGUAUUUUAACACAGGCUGCUCGCCAUCAUGCUGCUCAGUUGAGUUUUUUCAGGAAAGGGUUGAAGUAUCUAGAGGCUCUAGAACCUCAUGUAAAAGCAGUUGCUGAGAAGCAGCACAUUGAUUAUCACUUCAGUGGACUAGAUGAUGACACUGAUAAUGAUGAUUACAGCUCUUACCAGGACAAUCAUAGUGAGGGCAGUGAGUUGAGUUUUGACUACGGGAUAAACUUUCCUGCUUCCAGGAGUUCAAUGGAUUUGGAUCAGUCUAAUAUGGCGAGUCCCACGAAACCUCUGAAGGAACAUGAGCAGGAACAUGCCAAACAAAGAGAGACUGAUUUUGCAGCUCCUCGAGUGAAGCCUGAGUUUGGUACUCAAUCAGCACCAAUUUUUGCUGAUAAUGUGCUUGAUCCAUCUGUGAGGCUUCGCAAGUUGAAUUCUCCAAUGUUCUCGAGCCCACUACAGUCAAGUAGAACAAACUAUUCCUACAAACUCCCGACACCAGCUGAUGAUAAAAUCUCCACUUCAGCAGACACUAACAGAUCACCUCAUUCAGACAAACCAGAGAGUUCACAUGUGGCAGCAAAUUUGUGGCAUUCCUCUCCGCUCGUGAAAGAUUAUAAGCCGAGCUCCUUGUAUAGCGGGCCUGUUAAGAUGCCAUCAAGUACUGAGAGGAGAUCAUCACCAUUAGUUUAUUCCUACUCCACUUCAGAUUCUAAGAAAAUGAAGAGGGAAUCUUUUUCUGGCCCAAUUCCUAGUAAAGCAGGGCUAAGCAAACCCUUGUUUUCAGCUGCUGGUCACAGAGCAUCAGUAAAUUAUCCUCCUCGUGUUAUGUCAACAAAAUCACAUGGACCAGGUUCUCUUCCAUCUGUGGCUCCAAAAGUCCCUAGGAUAACUUCACUGCCAACAACAUCCCCCAGAAUUAGUGAGCUUCAUGAGCUGCCUAGGCCUCCUGCAGCUUUAGACACUCUCCGGCCUGGUUUGGUUGGAUAUUCUGGUCCUUUGGUAUCAAGGCGGCAAAUUCCUACCCGUGCCUCCCCACCGUCAAAUACAGCAUCACCGCUUCCACGACCACCUGCUGCCAUGACUCGCAGCUAUUCUAUACCUUCAAACAGCCAAAGAACACCUAUUAUUACUGUGAAUAAGUUGUUGGAGUCUAGGCAUAGCAGAGAGAGCAGCGAAGUGUCCUCGCCCCCACUAACACCUAUAUCUUUGGCAGAUGUUUCCCGCAAAGCAAUAGCAGAAACAACUAUAGACACCAGAAGGAUGAAGGGUAAGUUUCUACUGCUAAAUAAUUGGUUUCACACAUAUUUAUCUCUAGAUAAUAAUUUCAUGUUUAAACCUCACCAUAGAUUUCUGUUCUGAACUGUGCCUUAAGUGUUGGUUUUACUCCAUUAUUGUUUUCGAUCAUCUCACUGCGAUAUGUUUUCCAUUUUUAGAUAUCUGCUCUUUUCAAUGGUUUCAUUGGUUUUGAUCAUGGCAUUGUGAGUAGUUUUAGGGAAAGUAUUUAGAUCAUACUAUAGUUCACAACUUCACAUGUGAAUGAAAUGCAAUCCACUCAUGAUUUUUUUUGCAAGAUUCCAAGAUUCAGAUAUAUUCAGUAUUUUACUGCACAAAUGCUACUACACACAAUGUAUAAUGCCAUGUCUAACUAUACUCUAUCCUUUGAUUGCAGAAACCUUGUGAGCACUCACACAUCCAAACCUGUUUAUAAUUGUAGGCAAUUUUGUACGUAAGUAGUUUGCAUUCUUGGUUUUCUUCAAUAGUCUUUGGUGUAUUUUGUGAAACAAAAAGGUGAAAUAAAGAUAGCAAUAUUUUACCUUCAUUCACA